Sinocyclocheilus anshuiensis is the source of this 1731-nucleotide messenger RNA. RefSeq names its product PRA1 family protein 3-like. The transcript has 3 exons. Gene Ontology annotation, biological process: negative regulation of transport. Bases 152 to 724 code for a protein of 190 amino acids. NCBI's taxonomy places the organism in Eukaryota, Metazoa, Chordata, Actinopteri, Cypriniformes, Cyprinidae. The record is from RefSeq and is a predicted model, not a curated record. Gene Ontology annotation, cellular component: membrane.
AGACUUUUGUUCCACACUCCAGUCCAGCAGGUGGUGGUAAAGCACCUAUUAGCUGGUUUGCCAACCGCCAAAAACGCUUAAGAAGAAGAGUGAAGACGUGACUGUUUGCAUAUGAGGUGAGCAGCUGCUGGGAUCCGGUUAGUCUGAUUUAAUGGCUAAAGUGGAGAUCGCCCCUUUGAGAAGCUGGGAUGAUUUCUAUCCAGGCUCAGAGCGCUUCGCCAGACCAGACACGCGAGAUCUGGCGAAAUGGAACAACAGAGUGGUCAGCAACCUCCUGUACUAUCAAACUAACUAUCUGGUACUGGCAAUCAUUGUAUUCCUGGUUGUAGGGUUCUUGAACCCUGUGAGCAUGUUCACGGGUGCAGCAGUGGUCGCUUCUGUCUUCAUUGGCUCUGUAUGGGCAGGGGAGAACAAGGCGGUCGUCAAAAAAUUCAAGAAGGAGAACCCUGCUUUGUUUGUAUUCCUGGUGAUGGUCGUGAGCUAUUUCCUCAUGUCGCUUUUUGGUGGAGUUAUGGUGCUCCUGCUUGGAAUCAAGCUGCCUCUUAUCUUGAUCUUUGUACAUGCAUCGCUUCGCCUACGGAACAUGAAAAACAAACUGGAGAAUAAGAUGGAGAGUGCUGGACUCAAGAAAUCACCCAUGGGAAUCAUACUUGAAGCACUGGGUCAACAAGAAGAGAACCUCAAUCAAAUUCAAGACUUUCUGGAGAGUAAACUCAAGGAGUGAACUCUUUCGACCGUGCCUUACUGAGCUUCUCACCAAUACAUGAAGGAACCGCUUUCCGCUGGCACAAUUUGUGAAAUUCACUCCGUUUCUUCCAACAUCUUUCAUUGGCAAAACAAAAAGUAUUUUUCUCAGUGUUUUUUCUAUAAUGGAAUGAAAAAAUUGUAUUGAAAAUAAGAGUGUUUUAUUAUGUUUGUUUACAUCUCAGGUCAAAUGUAAGAGGAUGCCAUUCAAAACGUCUUCCAAAGAUUUUUUUCUAUAACCUAUAGGGAAACGUGUCGUAUGUGCAUAUUUCAAGUGUUAGUAUUCUUCUCUCCCAAAAUGCAUUCAUUCAUAUAUUAAGACAAUUCAAAUUAUAAUAUGACGAGAUGUCAUCAGGUUUACGAUCUUCAAAUAUUCUGCAGUGCGAUAACUGUAAUUCUACAAAAGUCACUUUGUUUAACGGCAACUGGAAACUCCUGCGGUACUGAUAAUGAACUGUAUUACUUUGUAGAAUAGUUUACUUCUGUUUGUUGUUGAUGUGAACUGUUCAUUGAACAUUGAUGUCUUUUAUCACAUUGCUGGUGUAGCUGUGUUGUAAAAGCAAUAUGAGGGUUUUAGAUACUCAAUUCUUUGCAUCAUGCCUAAGAUCAUCCCUUUGAUUAAUGCACAGACUUUCAUGUCUUAUUGCUUUUUUUGUCACCUAUUAGUUUAAAUAACUCGAAAGUUGAAUUUCCUGUGGCGCUAUCAACCUUAUUUUGCAAUGUGGAAAUAAGCUUUAUUCUAUCAAUGUGCUAUUUUCGUUACAAACCAGUAUGUUUAUGAUUAUGAUAAAGUAAAAUAAUAUAAUAACAUACCAGUUUUCAGUAUCAAGUGGUAUAACAGACUGAUGGGUAAAAUAACUGGAGGUGAAUGGCACCGGAAGCCUCACACAUUCAAGUUACAAAUGCAUUUAUGUAAAAAAAUAAAAUAAGGUGGAUAUUCUUCAAUCUAUGCAAAAUGCGUUAAUAAAGUCACAUUUUUGUGUUUUA